AUGGCUUCUUUUGGGUGGAAGAGAAAGAUUGGUGAGAAAGUCUCAAAAGCUACUUCUCAGCAAUUUGAAGCAGAAGCUGCAGAUGACAAGGAUCUGGCCGAUGAUGAUGAUGCUAACUGGGUGCAUGCAACUAAGAGAAGAAAGGAAAUUCUCUUGGAAGACUGUGUGAAGAAAAGUAAACAGCUGAAGGAUGAAGGUGCAAGUUUGGCUGAAAAUAGGAGGUACCGAGAGGCUAUUCACAAGUGGGAUGAAGCACUUCAGUUAACUCCAGAGGAUGCUACGCUUUAUGAGAUGAAAUCGCAG
This is a messenger RNA of Fulmarus glacialis (Northern fulmar), 303 nucleotides long. RefSeq names its product tetratricopeptide repeat protein 33-like. Lineage: Eukaryota; Metazoa; Chordata; Aves; Procellariiformes; Procellariidae. The transcript is spliced from 2 exons. Gene Ontology annotation, molecular function: protein binding. The annotation marks the transcript as partial. The record is from RefSeq and is a predicted model, not a curated record.